AUGAACAACUUCCUGGUGAGGGUCCACACGGACGACGACCAAAUCAGAGAUGAGCUUUACAACCAAUUCGCGAAGAACUUUGUUUCGGGGAGUCCCCCCGAAGAGGAGCCACACGACUCUCAACAAUGGGAGGAAGCGCCAAGGUAUGUUCUCACAGAGCAUUACAUGGACACAUAUUUGACUCCAUUUUUGAUUAAAAGUGACGAGGGGGGUCCGUAUCACUGCGUGGGUUGUCAGUUGGACGUGCGGCGUGGCGAGAGCGAGGCUAACCCUGUAACCACUUCGAACCCUGUCACCACUUCGAACCCUGUCACCACUUCGAACCAUGCCACCACCGCGAACAGCGGCAAAAAAGGAUCUAGGGGCACCGGGAGCGAUCAGCGAACACUGCUGCUGCAGCUGUGCGCGUCCCACAUCUACUUCGAAAACAUGGAGGCGGAGGAAUUCCACACGAAGACAAAUCAACAGGGGAAGAAGUUCCGACAGUAUAUGAUAAAAAACAGAGACGUGCUCCUUCUCCACGGCAGUUGCAGCUACGGCGGCAGCAACGGCGGUAGCUACGGCGACAGCUACGGCGGUAGCUACGGCGACAGCUACGGCGACAGCUACGGCGGUAGCUACGGAGACAGCUACGACAGCAGCUACGGCUACAGGGACUGCUCUCCGCGGAGCACCGACGUAAAAGGGUUAUAUUACUACAUUAGCAAGAAUAAACAGGACUUGGAAAGCGCGCUCAACAGAUUGGAAGGGAGUUUCUUCCUCCUCUACGUCGAUUAUUCAAACGAAGAAGCAAAAAUAUGCUUCUGUAAUGACGCGUGGGGAAUGAAAUCGGUCCUCUUCUUCUACGAGCAGUCAUCUAUAUUGCUAACAAACAUAUAUGGACCGUUCAUUAGCUACGAUUUUAAUUUCAACAAAGGAACGAAUGGAGUCAGUUACUUGUUCGAUAACUUAUCCGUUGAGGGAGGACUCAACUUGGUUCACCACGAUGGGGUGUUUCGAAGAGACGAUAAGCUUCUUCCUCAGUGGAGCGGAUCCCCCGCCAGGUGUAGCAAACGCCACGCAGAACGCCACGCAGAACGGCACGCACAAAAGGGAGGCCUGGCCCACCAAAGCAUCAUAAACGAGAAGGUAGGAACACAAAUAAACCCAUACCACAUUUACCGCCUGAACAUAUUUGAAAAAACGAAGGUGAUGUUAAACAGGAUGACUAAAAGGAAUAGCAUUUACACCAAGUAUACCGAGUGGAGUGGUGAUCACCUCUCCGUUGCAGAGAAUUUUAAUCGCAUCUGUAACUUUUUUGACAGGAGUUACUCUCCACACAGUGACUAUGGAGAGGAGUGGGCUCUCCUUAAAUCCACCAUUCACGAAUCGAUGAAGGACUACACUCAUGGGGACGCACACCAACGGAGAGACGCACAGACGAUGCUAAAUAAUUGUUUUGUCCUCCUGUAUAUGAAAUUGUUAAGUGGAGUCAUUGAGAGGAAAAUCGAGGAGGUUUUCUCCAACUCGGAAGAGAAAUGCACCGUGGGGAAAAAUCGCCUGAACGGUGCAGGUGAAAAAGAAGCAGAGAAAGAAGCAGAGAAAGAAGCAGAAAAAGAAGCAGAGAAAGAAGCAGAGAAAGAAGCAGAAAAAGAAGGAGAAAAAGAAGCAGAGAAAGAAGCAGAAAAAGAAACAGAAAAAGAAACAGAAAAAUGUGCACAAGAUGCCCCCUUCAGGGUUAAAUGCGACCAAGUGGGGGGGAAAGGCAAAUCGGUGGGGAUCCUCUUCUCGGGAGGGAUAGACUCAACCCUGCUGGCGUUAACAACGAUCAGAGCGCACUUCAGUCGGCAUGCAGAUGGGUAUGUCGAACUGAUAAACGUUUCCUUCGACGAUAAUGCUAUUGAUCGGUACACCUCCCUAAUGUCGUAUGAACAAAUUGUAAAGCUGCACCCCCACUACGACAUCAGGUUAGUGUUUGUUGACGUCACUCCAAAGGACUUACUAAAAUAUGAGCGAAUUAUUUUUUCGUUAAUGUCUCCAAACAGCACUACCAUGGAUUUCAACAUAUCUGCUGCUUUUUUUUUCGCCAAUUUGGGGAGGGGGGUUCUUUUUCCGCGUUCCUUUCUGCAGAGCCCGGAGUGGGCCUGCAUAAGGGCUCGGUCCUCCCGCGCGCUCAACGUGGCAACCCAGAACGUGGCAGACAAAAAAGCGGCAGGCCGAAAAGAGGCAGUCCCAAACGAGGCAGGCCAAAAGGAGGCAAGCCCAAAGGAGGCAAACCAAAACGAGGCAGACCCAAACGAGGCAGGCGCACCCGCAGCUAAGUCCAAAUGCAGAGUGUGCGAACUUGUCAUGAGCAGGAAGUGCGUGCACAGGUGCUGCUCCGCCUGCUGCAGGAAGCUGCGGUACGUCUACCGGAGGGAAUUUCCCGAGGGGGGGUCAUCGCAGAAGCGCCCCUACGAGCAGACCCCAGGGAGUAGCGACAUUUACCAAAUGGAAAGCGAUGCAAACAAGGACGGAAAUGUCGAAGGAAACCCUGGCGGGAGAUCCCUUUAUCUGAUUGUGAAGAAGAAAAGGGUCCAAAUUAACUUUGACCUCUUUCCCGUGUGCCCCGCGCACAAGGAGAGGAUGUACGAUUAUGAGGGGAUCGACUCGAUCUUCAGGGACUUCAACAGGGAGCUUGGAAAGAGGGAGCUUGGCAAGAGGGAGCUCUACGAGGAUGGGCAGCCAAACGGCAGUGCACCUGCACGCUCCGAGACACUUAGAGAAACACGCCGCACCAACUUCAUAGACCAGUUUGUCGCCAAACAUGCGGAAAACGACCCCAACAAAUUUGAACAAAUAAAGAGCCUCUUUUACGUUCAGUCGAAAAAGAAAGGACAUAAUAGUGGGAUUAGUAAUGUGGACCAGAAAAGGAAGGAAAAACUUUUCAUGGGAGACCCUCUCACGGGAGACUCUCCCCAGAAAGAGGAGACACUGAACUACCUCAAGAGAGACCUAUACCAAAGUAGCAGUGACGCCAACUGCAUGGCACAAAAGGGUUCGUAUCAGUGUAUCCACCAGUUGCUAAUCAUAGGGAGUGGAGCGGAUGAGUUAUUUGGAGGCUACUACCGGCAGAACAACGAACCCAUGGGAAAAAACGAAUCCAAACAAGCAACACAUUUUAAGAAAAACGAAAUGAUAAAAGAUGUGAGAAGAAUAUGGAACAGGAAUUUGUAUCGAGAUGAUCGUAUAUUAAAUUUUACUAGCUUUUCUGAUAAGGUCCUUUUUUAUCCCUACUUGGAUAUGAACCUGGUGGAUUUUCUUUUUUUGGUGUCAUUUUACAUCAUAGAGGCUCCUCUUGGGGGGUCGGUACAGACGGAAGGAGGACCAUCCUGCUUUCCAAAAAGUGUGGCAAAGGGGGGGGGAUCCUCAAACAUGCGAUGCUUUUGGGAAAAUCUCGAUGAAUGCUCCCAUCUGUAUGAAUUCAUUAGAACCCAAAAAGUUAGCAAAUGGGUUCUACGCAUGGCAAUUUUCUUCUCACAGUGCAAAGAGUUGAUGCUCUUCAAAAAAAAAGCUAUUCAGUUUGGAUCUAAAUCGAAGAACGUGCAGAU
Molecule: messenger RNA, 3569 nt
Organism: Plasmodium cynomolgi strain B
Lineage: Eukaryota; Apicomplexa; Aconoidasida; Haemosporida; Plasmodiidae
Product: asparagine synthase
Exons: 1
Source: RefSeq, a predicted model, not a curated record